AUUUUAGAGUGAGGAGGAGAAGAGGUAACCGCACCAACAGUUUGGAUGAUCCAGACUUCACUGAGCGUCUUUGCGCACCGCACGCGGCUGGACUCUUCCUCCUCCUUCAGCUGAAAGUUUUCUCUUUACAACAGAACAAAAUAUAAUUUUAAAAAAAGAGUCUAAUGGCAUUUAAAUGUAAGCCCUGGCUGAGGUGCAGUUGCGUCCUCCUAGUUGUGGUUUGUGCUGUUGCCCUGGUGUGCCUCUGCCUCGCCACGUUUGUCCGGGCGCGCUGCUCCAGGGGCAGCUUCAGACGCGCGGCGGUGGCCGCCGACUCCAAACUCUGCUCCGAGAUCGGCAAGAGCAUGCUGGAGCAGGGAGGCUCGGCAGCAGAUGGCGCCAUCGCAGCUCUCCUGUGCACAUCGGUGGUGAAUCCUCAGAGCGCAGGGAUAGGAGGAGGCUCUAUAGUGCUUGUAAAAAAUGAAACAGGCGGCGUUACGGUCUACAACUUCAGGGAGACGGUCCCCAAAACAUUCAAGACCAACCUGUUAAAUGACUGUCCCACUACAUUCAGAAUAUCCACAGGCGGUCAGUGGAUUGGUGUUCCUGGAGAGCUGCUGGGCUAUAAAGUGAUUCACCAACGACACGGAAAGCUGCCCUGGGAAAAGCUGUUCGAGCCGACAAUCAAACUGGCCAGGGAGGGGAUCCCCAUGCCUCCUUUUCUGGCUCGUUUCAUGAGCUCACCUUUAGUGAAAAAUUAUGUGGAGAACUCAUCUCUGUGUGAAGUCUUUUGCAACAAUAACAAAACCGUCCUGAAGGAAGGGGACACCUUGAGGCUUUCUAUACUUGCAGAUACAUUGGAAGCCAUUGCAUUUCACGGGGUAGAUGCCUUUUACAAUGGCAGGAUAGGACAAGCCUUAAUCCGAGACAUUAAAGCUGCAGGUGGGACUUUGGAAAUGGAGGAUCUGAGGUCCUUCAAGGUGCAGGAGGAGGGCGCGUGGACGGUUCCUCUGGGAGACACUCAGAUGCACGUCCCUCCACCUCCUGCAGGAGGGGCUCUGCUGGCUUUCGUUCUCCAAAUCAUGAAAGGCUUCUCACUGACUUCAGAUUCCCAGGAUGGUGAGAAAAAGAUCCAGAUGUACCAUCAAUAUGCCGAAGCUUUAAAAUUUACUAAUGGACAAAAGAAGAGCAUUUAUGAUCCUGGAUUUAAAAACACACUUCCUACUGCAGAUCGUUUGAUUGAUCCCUCUUUUGCUGACCACAUCAGAAAGAUGAUAACUUCAAACGGCACUCACGAAAACUCUUACUACAACAACAUCAAGCCCCCUCCCGAUCACCUGGGCACGAGUCACGUCUCCGUCCUGGAUGAGAACGGGAUGGCCGUCUCCGCCACCAGCACCAUAAACCAGCUAUUUGGAGGAGCCGUUUACUCGCGGCACACCGGCAUCGUCCUGAACAACGAGCUGGCUGAUUUUUGCCACAGAACGAACACAGUGAAGGCAGGUGAGCGGCCUCCCUCCUCAAUGACUCCUGUGAUCCUGGAGUCAAAGUCUGGAAGGAUAAUCGUGAUUGGUGGAUCAGGAGGAAGCAUGAUUACCUCAGCAAUGGCCUUGUCCCUCAUAAACCGCCUGUGGCUCGGGAUGAGCUUAAAGGAUUCGAUUGCUGCUCCCAUCAUUUUUGUUGACUCACAGAACAAGCUGAACUUUGAACCACAAUUUGAUGAGUCGGUGAAAAAAGGCCUCACAGCUCUUGGACACAAAGUUGGAACUUGGCCAUAUUUUUUCAAUGUAGUCAACGGUUUGGAAAAGGAGAAUGGUUGCAUCGAGGCUGUGUCAGACAGAAGGAAGAUGGGAGUGUCUGCUGGAUUCUAACUAUGUGGAUGCGUGACCUGUAAUUAUAGACUGACUGAACCUUUGGCCUUAGGAACAAUGAGUGAUCGGCGGCUUUGCUGACAAAAUGUGAAAAAAUUGUGCUUUAAACAUUUUCAUUCAUCCGUUUUUCUGAGAAAUGUCUCCAAUCUGGGUAAAAUAACAUCAGCUGUUGCAAAAAAAAUACACAAAUAGGGACAUGACAUGAGCUUAAAUGAAUGAAUAAAUCUUAACUGGAAGUGAUUUUUAAAACUUUUUGAUUAAAAGAAAGUAAAGGCAAAUCAGAGCAAACAGUUGGUGAAGAUAACAGCACAACCUGUCAAAUGUGACAUCAUUUCCUUUGAUUAGCUCCAUCCACUCAUUACUCUCUCCUCUUUGAACACAUCACAGUAUCUUGAACAGAAACUCAUUGGAUUUUAAAGUAAACACACAGCAAGAUAAACCUAAAAAGCGUCAUAAACAUUCUUGUGUAUGACAGUUGUGAACAUUUUCCACUGGGUUUUGGAAAAACAACUUUCCUGUGCCUCACUACUGAGUCUGACAGUCUCACAAAAUGUUUUAUCUUUCCAAUUGAACUAAGAAGUGUUUUGUCAGAAUUUUCUCCUGUAGAUGAGUCAUUUACCCUUUUUAAAGUGACAUCAUUUCCACCAUGUCAGAGAACUUAAACUGUGACUUUUAGGACUUACUGUAUGUUGAAGAAGUGCUUUUUAUUUCAGCCCACAUGGUGAAAAAACAUAAAAACUAACUAAAAAUAUAUUAAAAAAAA
Molecule: messenger RNA, 2613 nt
Organism: Austrofundulus limnaeus
Lineage: Eukaryota; Metazoa; Chordata; Actinopteri; Cyprinodontiformes; Rivulidae
Gene: ggt5b
Product: gamma-glutamyltransferase 5b
Exons: 12
Coding region: 165-1850 (561 amino acids)
Biological process (GO): inflammatory response; leukotriene D4 biosynthetic process; glutathione catabolic process
Cellular component (GO): plasma membrane
Molecular function (GO): glutathione gamma-glutamate hydrolase; leukotriene-C(4) hydrolase activity
Source: RefSeq, a predicted model, not a curated record